This is a messenger RNA of Coniophora puteana RWD-64-598 SS2, 3346 nucleotides long. RefSeq lists its product as uncharacterized. NCBI's taxonomy places the organism in Eukaryota, Fungi, Basidiomycota, Agaricomycetes, Boletales, Coniophoraceae. The record is from RefSeq and is a predicted model, not a curated record. The transcript has 14 exons. The annotation marks the transcript as partial.
ACAUUCUGCCGUGGUGCUGCACCCGCUCUCCGGCAUGGCACCGAGCGCAAUUGGCGUCGUUAUCCAUGACGGCCGCGUUGCCCACUUGACGACAAGUGCCCAGGCUUGGCCCUUUGGAGAAUCGAUGCUGGUCCAGCCACGGAAACUUUGCCCGGGCCCGACGACCAGCGGGACUUAGACGUUUUUGACGUACCCUCUCCCCCUGACCCCCUCGAGCCUUGUCCCGACAUGUCAAAGCAGUGGAAACCGAAGAAAACACUAAGCCAGGAGCAGCGUAGCCACUUCAAGUACAAUGGCUCUCUCGCGUUCUGCAAGGUCUGCAACUACGGCUGGUUCGCCAGCAACAAUGUCAAGAACCACGCCAUCUCAACGAGGCAUUUGAAACGAGUGGAACGUUCAAACGCGAUGAAGGAGGCUGCGAAGCCCUCAACCUCUUGUGCAUCACGGGUCAAGUCUCCGGUAUUGAUGGGCAUCGAUGCAGAUGAUGACAGCCACGAUGAUCGCGACGGCAAUCCCGGGACCUUUAUAGAAGACAGUGACCAACACUAUGGCAGUUUCGACAAGUGGACAGACACCAAUGGCGACCAGAUCCUCUUCUCAGCGGGGGUUGAACCGUCUAGUCCCAUGGCGGAGUCGCUUAUUGCAGCUCUUCGAGCUGCUUCAAGGGCCACCGCGAAACCUUUCAACGGUGAAGAAGUGCCGCUUCAAGAUCUUGACGAACCAGCGAUGGAUCACAGUGAGGAUGCUGAUGACAAUGAAGAGCAGUCUGAGGCUGCCAAUCGGCUCCUCAAUCAAUUCCUUCACACAACGUCGACAACAUCAAAGUGGUUCCCUUACCCGGAUAAGUCGAUGUUUUUGACUGAUCUUCUUUUCAAAUCACCCCGGCUACGGUUCUCACAAGCGCAGCAGAAGGCGAUACUGUCAUGGGCGAAAGAAUUGGGUGCAAAGGUUCCGUCGCAGUGGGCACUCUCGAAGUUCCAAGAUGAGCUUCAAGAUGAGGUCGGUGAUCCAACCCAAAAGUACGAGUCAUCACGAGGCCAUGUAUUUUACCUCAACAGCGUUGGAGAGUCAAUCGCAAAGGAUAUCGCCAAUCCUAUUACGCGCCGUGACAUGGUCUUUUACCCCGAAGAUGCCGGCGAGAGGAUGGGUGAAGUAUGGCACGGGCGGAAGAUGUUGCGUGAUAUCCCUAAUCACUUGUUGACACCAAUGAUCAGGUCAAAUGGCCGUAUUUACUAUGUUAACGAGCUUGUUGCGUGUACCGGUGAUGAGUACUUCUUGCCUACGCGCUGGUUCACUCGGGAGGGAGGAGCAGAGAUGUGGGCCAUGGGCCAUGAAGUUACCAAGUCAGUGUCAGAGGGAAAUCGCUUUGCUGUUUUACCGGAGCUUCUUGUAGUUCCAGUCUCAACUUUCAUCGCAAACAUCGAAGAUAUCCUUGCGAAAACCACACAGGAGCAACUGUUCAUCGAUUCCUGUCGACACUACGAAGAACAGAUGCCACACCCGCUACGAAAAAAGGCAGAUGGUCGAUCGGUGUACUCUAUACCGGUCAUUAUUUUUAUAGAUGACGUUUCCGGCAACCAAUCAAAACAGUGGAAUAAACAUUUCUCUUGUUAUCUUUCGAAUGGUGCUUUGCCUCGCGAAAAGUUGACGGAGGAGUUCCACGUACGCUAUGUAGCAACGUCUCCAUCAGCUACACCCCUCGAAAUUAUGCAAGGGGUUCGUGACUCGAUUGACGAAACAUUUCGAGAGCCUGUUGUGGCCUUUGACUGCGAAACUCGACAAGACGUUCUGAUUCAAGUGUACCCACUCCUCUUUGCUGGAGACAACCCGAUGCAAUCUGAGCUCUGCAGCUGCUCCGGGUUGAACUCAAAUUUCUUCUGUCGUACAUGCAUGUGUGGAGGGACACAGGAGUACAAGCGGUCGGAUGAUGGAUUCGCUUCGUUUUUCAAGGAGGGGAAGCUUCGAGACCCUUAUGAAACCUAUCAGGAGUUGUGUGCGCAGUUCAAUGCUGCCAAGGAGCCGGGUGCAACGACGAAACUCACAGAAUUGUCACGGACUUCUGGCAUCAAGGACAUGGUUGCGCAGCCGAUCCUUGAAUCUGUCAUCAAGCUUGGCCAGAACCUACGCAAGUCCUCGCCGGGCCAAGCUGCCUACACACCAAACGAGAUUGAGGCAAUCCUGACAGAGGAGAUCAAGAAGGCACGGAGCAGCUCAAGAGGAGGGAUUAACCCAUUGAUUGAGAUGGACGGAGUAGAUAUUCAUAAAGAUACACCAACAGAAAUUCUCCAUACUAUCCUUCUCGGUGUCGUCAAAUACUUCUGGGCUCAGACCAUGGCUCUCUUGGAUAAGGAGAAGACCCCGCUGUUUCAAUCUCGUUUACACUCAGUUGAAGAAUCCGGACUCAACAUCCCCAAGAUCUCAGCGGAGUAUAUGGUUCAGUACAAGGGUGGUCUUAUCGGCAAGCAUUUCAAGUCUUUGUCGCAAGUUAUGCCCUUUCUCGUCUAUGAUCUUGUCCCUAAAGAUGUACUUGAUGCUUGGAUUGUCAUCGGGCGUCUAGUCGUACUCUUAUGGCAUACAGAAAUUGACAAUGUCAAGACAUAUAUGGAAGAGCUUAGUUCAACAAUCGAUGAUUUUCUCUUGCUGACAGCACGGUGCAGCCCUUCUAUCCUGAUAUCAAAGCCGAAGUUUCAUUUUCUUGUUCACCUCCCAUUCUAUAUACUUCGAUUUGGCCCUGCACUUCUCUUCUCAACUGAACGAUAUGAAUCUUACAAUGCUGUGUUUCGCGCGGCAUCCAUCCACAGCAAUCACCAAGCUCCGAGUCGGGACAUAGCUUGGUGCUUUGCCGGCAUGGAUGUCGUGAGACAUAUUGUCACUGGCGGCUGGUGGAAGCGACACCAGGGAGGGUGGGCACAUGCAAGUCCCGAUGUUCUGAGAUUUAUUGAGGAACAUCGUGAAUAUGCAGCAUUGCUGGGUCUUUCCUCCACAAUGCCUCGAGUCCCAGGAUCAAUCAAUUCCACUCAUCGGCGCGCUCAAGACAAAGAUAGCACCAACGUUAAAGCCUCCACAGAAGCUCUCAUAGCUGAUACGUUGGCUUACAAGUACUCGAUUUCUCCGUCAGAGCUACUCAGUGUUUCCUCGGCAGGAACCCCCAGCCUUGUCUCCAAAGCCAGAGAUGUGACUUCCAUAUCAAGAGAUAUUAUCAGGGUUGGUGAAAAUGCUAUCGUGCGAUAUGAAGGGGGCACUUACUCUCCAAUGGCAUUUGGAACCAUCGUAGAAAUCAUCGCGCCAACACCUGCUGCUGCGCACCCGGCAUAUUCACACACUUAUUCAAACCAAGUCCACGUUA